Messenger RNA from Etheostoma spectabile (orangethroat darter), 8391 nucleotides. RefSeq lists its product as uncharacterized. Lineage: Eukaryota; Metazoa; Chordata; Actinopteri; Perciformes; Percidae. The record is from RefSeq and is a predicted model, not a curated record. Gene Ontology annotation, molecular function: protein binding.
AUGAUGCGCUGAAAAAUGAGUGAUGUGCUGAUGAAUGAUUGGACUGCUGCUCUCAGUGUUUCCUCUCCAGAUGAAGGUGUGGACUCUGCUAUGAGUCAGUGUGAGGACAGAGAGGAGGGAGUCCCUCCCCCUAAACCCCCUCUGUGGGGGGACCAUGACAGCCAGACCAAAGCUCAGAGCCCAGAGAAGCAACACAGACUUGGACUAGAUCUUGGACCUGGACCCAGCUGUGUGUCCUUCAAGAGUGAUGACUCAAGGGACAUUUUGAUUGAUUUUAAAAACACAUUUGAGAUCCAUCAGAGACCAGACUGUCCUGAACCUGAUCCCAGCUGUGUGUCCAUGAAGAGUGACCGGUCUAUGGGUCAUCCUGUAUUCUUCAAAGAUGGACGUCACUCUGUUGAUCAAAGAGUGGACCAGGAGAGCUCAGAGGGUCCCAGUGAUCAGUCUGCCCAGCAGCAUCAAACCCACCUGGACUCCAUCUUUAUGCUGCUGGAGGAGGACAUUGUCACUUUUGUGAAAAACGAGCUAAAGAAGAUCCAGAAGGUUCUGAGUCCAGAUUACCCAGAAUGCUUAGGGAGUCAGAGGGAGGAUAAGGAGGUGUUGGAUGGUGAGGAUGAAGAGCAGAGGAGGAGCAGCAGAGAGGCAUUUCUGAAGAUCACACAGUACUUCCUGAGGAGAAUGAAGCAGGAGGAGCUGGCUGACCGUCUGCAGAGCAGAAGUUAUUGUGGAGUUUGUAAGCGUAAACUCAAAUCUAAGCUGCAGAAGACGUUCCAGUGUAUGUUUGAGGGGAUUGCUAAAGCAGGAAACCCAACCAUUCUGAGUCAGAUGUUCACAGAGAUCUACAUCUUAGAGGGAGGGGCUGCAAAGGUCAAUGACAAACAUGAGGUCAGACAGAUUGAAACAGCAUCCAGAAAACCAAACAGACCAGAAACAAUAAUCAGACGAGAAGACAUCUUUAAAACCCCACCUGGAAGAGAUGAACCAAUCAGAACCGUGAUGACAAAGGGAAUGGCUGGCAUCGGAAAAACAGUCUUAACCCAGAAGUUCACUCUGGACUGGGCUGAAGACAAAGCCAACCAGGACAUCCAGUUCAUAUUCCCAUUCACCUUCAGAGAGCUGAAUGUGCUGAAAGAGAGAAAGUUCAGCUUGGUGGAACUUGUUGAUUGCUUCUUUAGUGAAACCAAAGAAGCAGGAAUCUGCCGGUUUGAAGAAGUCGUGUUCAUCUUUGACGGUCUGGAUGAGUGUCGACUUCCUCUGGACUUCUUCAACACUGAGAUCCUGACUGAUAUUACAGAGUCCACCUCAGUGGAUGUGCUGCUGACAAACCUCAUCAGGGGGAAACUGCUUCCCUCUGCUCGCCUCUGGAUAACCACACGACCUGCAGCAGCCAAUCAGAUCCCCCCCGAGUGUGUUGACAUGGUGACAGAGGUCAGAGGGUUCACUGACGCCCAGAAGGAGGAGUACUUCAGGAAAAGAUUUAGAGAUGAGGAGCAGGCCAGCAGAAUCAUCUCCCACAUCAAGACAUCACAAAGCCUCCACAUCAUGUGCCACAUCCCAGUCUUCUGCUGGAUCAAUGCUACAGUUCUGGAGGACGUGUUGAAGACCAAAGAGGAAGGAAAGCUACCCAAGACCCUGACUGAGAUGUACAUCCAUUUCCUGGUGGUUCAGUCCAAAGUGAAGAACAUAAAGUAUGAUGGAGGAGCUGAGAAAGAUCCACACUGGAGUCCAGAGAGCAGGAAGAUGAUUGAGUCUCUUGGAAAACUGGCUUUUGAGCAGCUGCAGAAAGGCAACCUGAUCUUCUAUGAAUCAGACCUGACAGAGUGUGGCAUCGAUAUCAGAGCAGCCUCAGUGUACUCAGGAGUGUUCACACAGAUCUUUAAAGAGGAGAGAGGACUGUACCAGGACAAGGUGUUCUGCUUCAUCCAUCUGAGUGUUCAGGAAUUUCUGGCUGCUCUUCAUGUCCAUCUGACCUUCACCAACUCUGGAGUUAACCUGCUGGCAGAAGAACAAACUACAUCCUGGCGGUCUAAAAUCUUUAGAGACAAAUCAACAGGUUUCUACCAGAGUGCUGUGGACAAGGCCUUACAGAGUCCAAAUGGACACCUGGACUUGUUCCUCCGCUUCCUCCUGGGUCUUUCACUGCAGACCAAUCAGAGUCUCCUACGAGGUCUGCCAACACAGACAGGAAGUGGCUCACUGAGCAAUCAGAAAACAAUCGAGUACAUCAAGAAGAAGAUCAGUGAGAAUCUGUCUGCAGAGAGAAGCAUCAAUCUGUUCCACUGCCUGAAUGAACUGAAUGAUGGUUCUCUAGUGGAGCAGAUCCAACAGUCCCUGAGUUCAGGAAGUCUCUCCACAGAUAAACUGUCUCCUGCUCAGUGGUCAGCUCUGGUCUUCAUCUUACUGACAUCAGAAAAUGAUCUGGACGUGUUUGACCUGAAGAAAUACUCUGCUUCACACUAUGAAGAGGAGGCUCUUCUGAGGCUGCUGCCAGUGGUCAAAGCCUCCAACAAAGCUCUGCUGAGUGGCUGUAACCUGACAGAGAGAAGCUGUGUAGCUCUGUCCUCAGUUCUCAGCUCCCAGUCCUCUAGUCUGAGAGAGCUGGACCUGAGUAACAACAACCUGCAGGAUUCAGGAGUGAAGCAGCUGUCGGCAGGACUGAAGAGUCCUCACUGCAGACUGGAAACUCUCAGUCUGUCAGGAUGUCUGAUCUCAGAGGAAGGCUCUGCUUAUCUGGCCUCAGCUCUGAGGUCCAACCUAAGAGAACUGGACCUGAGCUAUAAUCAUCCAGGAGACUCAGGAGUGAAGCUGCUGUCAGCUGGACUUAAGGAUCCAAACUGGAGACUGGACACUCUCAGGAUGGACCAUGGUGGACCGCGGUUGAGACCUGGACUGAGGAAGUAUGUCUGUGAACUGAAACUGGACACAAACACAGUAAACAGAGGACUCAAACUGUCUGACAACAACAGUACAGUGACAUAUGUGUUAGAGGAUCAGCCAUAUCCUGAUCAUCCAGAGAGGUUUGACUUCUGGCCUCAGCUGCUGUGUAGAGAUGGUCUGACUGGUCGCUGUUACUGGGAGGUCGAGAGGAGAGGAGAGGUUCUUAUAUCGGUGAGUUACAGAGGAAUCAGAAGGAAAGGAUACAGUACUGACUGUGUGUUUGGAGGGAGUGAUCAGUCCUGGAGUCUGAGCUGCUAUGAUGAAGGUUACUCUGUCUGGCACAAUGACAAAGAAACAGCCGUCCCGUCCUCCUCUGUCUCUAACAGAGUAGCAGUGUAUGUGGACUGUCCUGCUGGCUCUCUGUCCUUCUACACAGUCUCCUCUGACUCACUGAUCCACCUCCACACCUUCAACACCACAUUCACUCAGCCUCUCUAUCCUGGGUUUAGGGUCUGGUCAGCUGGUUCCUCAGUGUCUCUGUGUCCUCUGCAGGACUGAGAGUCUGUCCGGACCGCUACACGCACUCCCCGACGCCUCGGUACUUCACGUAAGAUCUCCGGAGAGUCUCCGACUGGGAACCAGCUUGUUUCCUCUCCAGAUGAAGGUGUGGACUCUGCUAUGAGUCAGUGUGAGGACAGAGAGGAGGGGGUCCCUCCCUCUAAACCCCCUCUGUGGGGGGACCAUGACAGCCAGACCAAAGCUCAGAGGUGAGAGGACCAUCUCUAACUGUCCACCACUCAGAUCACUCCACCAUCAUCAUCAUCACUCACACUCAGAGCUCUGUGUGUGUUGUGUUUCAGCCCAGAAGAGCAGCACACACCUGGACUAGAUCCUGGACCUGGACCCAGCUGUGUGUCCAUGAAGAGUGACCAGUCUAUGGGUCAUCCUGUAUUCUUCAAAGAUGGACGCCACUCUGAUGAUCAAAGGAUCCAUCAGAGAUCAGACUGUCCUGAACCUGGACCCAGCUGUGUGUCCAUGAAGAGUGACCGGUCUAUGGGUCAUCCUGUAUUCUUCAAAGAUGGACGCCACUCUGUUGAUCAAAGAGUGGACCAGGAGAGCUCAGAGGGUCCCAGUGAUCCAUCUGCCCAGCAGCAUCAAACCCACCUGGACUCCAUCUUUAUGCUGCUGGAGGAGGACGUUGUCACUUUUGUGAAAAAUGAGCUAAAGAAGAUCCAGAAGGUUCUGAGUCCAGAUUACCCAGAAUGCUUAGAAAGUCAGAGGGAGGAUGAGGAGGUAUUGGACGGUGAGGAUGAAGAGCAGAGGAGCAGCAGAGAGGCAUUUCUGAAGAUCACACUGCACUUCCUGAGGAGAAGGAAGCAGGAGGAGCUGGCUGACCGUCUGCAGAGCAGAAGUUAUUGUGGAAUUUGUAAGCGUAAACUCAAAUCUAACCAGCAGAAGACGUUCCAGUGUAUGUUUGAGGGGAUUGCUAAAGCAGGAAACCCAACCCUUCUGAGUCAGAUGUUCACAGAGAUCUACAUCUUAGAGGGAGGGGCUGCAGAGGUCAAUGAAGAACACGAGGUCAGACAGAUUGAAACAGCAUCCAGGAAACCAAACAGACCAGAAACAAUAAUAAGACGAGAUGACAUCUUUAAAACUCCACCUGGAAGAGAUGAACCAAUCAGAACCGUGAUGACAACGGGAGUGGCUGGCAUCGGGAAAACAGUCUUAACACAGAAGUUCACUCUGGACUGGGCUGAAGGCAAAGCCAACCAGGACAUCCAGUUCACAUUCCCAUUCACCUUCAGAGAGCUGAAUGUGCUGAAAGAGAGAAAGUUCAGCUUGGUGGAACUUGUUGAUUACUUCUUUAGUGAAACCAAAAAAGCAGGAAUCUGCCGGUUUGAAGAGGUCGUGUUCAUCUUUGACGGUCUGGAUGAGUGUCGACUUCCUCUUGACUUCUUCAACACUGAGAUCCUGACUGAUGUUACAGAGUCCACCUCAGUGGAUGUGCUGCUGACAAACCUCAUCAGGGGGAAACUGCUUCCCUCUGCUCGCCUCUGGAUAACCACACGACCUGCAGCAGCCAAUCAGAUCCCUGCUGAGUGUGUUGACAUGGUGACAGAGGUCAGAGGGUUCACUGACCCCCAGAAGGAGGAGUACUUCAGGAAAAGAUUUAGAGAUGAGGAGCAGGCCAAGAGAAUCAUCUCCCACAUCAAGAGAUCACGAAGUCUCCACAUCAUGUGCCACAUCCCAGUCUUCUGCUGGAUCAAUGCUACGGUUCUGGAGGACGUGUUGAAGACCAGAGAGGAAGGAGAGCUGCCCAAGACCCUGACUGAGAUGUACAUCCACUUCCUGGUGGUUCAGUCCAAAGUGAAGAACUCAAAGUAUGAUGGACAAGCUGAGACGGAUCCACACUGGAGUCCAGAGAGCAGGAAGAUGAUCGAGUCUCUGGGAAAACUGGCUUUUGAGCAGCUGCAGAAAGGCAACCUGAUCUUUGAAUCAGACCUGACAGAGUGUGGCAUCGAUAUCAGAGCAGCCUCAGUGGUCUCAGGAGUGUUCACACAGAUCUUUAAAGAGGAGAGAGGACUGUACCAGGACAAGGUGUUCUGCUUCGUCCAUCUGAGUGUUCAGGAGUUUCUGGCUGCUCUUCAUGUCCAUCUGACCUUCACCAACUCUGGAGUCAACCUACUGGCAGAAGAACAAACAACAUCCCAGCUGUUUGAAGUCUUAAGUGACAAAACAACACAGUUCUACCAGAGUGCUGUGGACAAGGCCUUACAGAGUCCAAAUGGACACCUGGACUUGUUCCUCCGCUUCCUCCUGGGUCUUUCCCUGCAGACCAAUCAGAGUCUCCUACAAGGACUAAUGACACAGACAGGGAGUGGCUCACUGACCAAUCAGACAACAGUCGAGUACAUCAAGAAGAAGAUCGGUGAGAAUCUGUCUGCAGAGAGAAGCAUCAAUCUGUUCCACUGUCUGAAUGAACUGAAUGAUGGUUCUCUAGUGGAGCAGAUCCAACAGGCCCUGAGUUCAGGAAGUCUUUCUGGAGAUAAACUGUCUCCUGCUCAGUGGUCAGCUCUGGUCUUCAUCUUACUGACAUCAGGAGAAGAUCUGGACGUGUUUGACCUGAAGAAAUACUCUGCUUCAGAGGAGGCUCUUCUGAGGCUGCUGCCUGUGGUCAAAGCCUCCACAAAAGCUCUACUGAGUGGCUGUAACCUGUCAGAGAGAAGCUGUGAAGCUCUGUCCUCAGUUCUCAGCUCCCAGUCCUCUAGUCUGAGAGAGCUGGACCUGAGUAACAACAACCUGCAGGAUUCAGGAGGGAAGCAGCUGUCGGCUGGACUGAAGAGUCCUCACUGCAGACUGGAAACUCUCAGGCUGAGUGGCUGUAACCUGUCAGAUAGAAACUGUGAAGCUCUGUCCUCAUUCCUCAUCUCCCAGUCCUCUAGUCUGAGAGAGCUGGACCUGAGUAACAACAACCUGCAGGUGUUUGACCUGAAGAAAUACUCUGCUUCAGAGGAGGCUCUUCUGAGGCUGCUGCAGGUGGUCAAAUCCUCCAACAAAGCUCUACUGAGUGGCUGUAACCUGUCAGAGAGAAGCUGUGAAGCUCUGUCCUCAGUUGAUUCAGGAGUGGAUCAGCUGUCGGCUGGACUGAAGAGUCCCCACUGCAGACUGGAAACUCUCGGGGUCGUUGUCGUGCUGGAAGCUCUGAGCUCCAACCCCACCCAUCUGAGAGAACUGGACCUGAGCUACAAUCAUCGGGAUUCAGGAGUGAAGCUGCUCUCAGCUGGACUUAAGGAUCCAAACUGGAGACUGGACACUCUCAGGACAGACCAUGGUGGCCCACAGUGGUUGAGACCUGGACUUAAGAAGUAUGUCUGUCAACUGGAACUGGACACAGACACAGUACACAGACACCUCAAACUGUCUGACAACAACAGGACGGUGACACAUGUGGAGGAGGAUCAGUCGUAUCCUGAUCAUCCAGAGAGGUUUGACUCCAAUCCUCAGCUGCUGUGUAGAGAUGGUCUGACUGGUCGCUGUUACUGGGAGGUGGAGACGAGAGGAGGGGUUUAUAUAUCAGUGAGUUACAAAGGAAUCUGCAGGAGAGGAACCAGUAAUUACUGUGGGUUUGGAUGGAAUGAUCAGUCCUGGAGUCUGAGGUGCUCUGAUGAUCGUUACUCUGUCUAUCACAAUAACAUAAGAACAGACCUCCCAUCCUCCCGUGUCUCUAACAGAGUAGCAGUGUAUGUGGACGUUCCUGCUGGCUCUCUGUCCUUCUACACAGUCUCCUCUGACUCACUGAUCCACCUCCACACCUUCAACACCACAUUCACUCAGCCUCUCUAUCCUGGGUUUAGGGUCUGGCCAGCUGGUUCCUCAGUGUCUCUGUGUCCUCUGCAGGACUGAGAGUCUCUCCUGUGGACAGAAACCCUGACUGAAGAUCAGCUGCUGAAAUCAAAGUUCAGUCUGUUCACCAUCACACACUCUCCAGACCCAACAUGAAGAAUUCGGACAGUCAGGAGUCAAUCAAUAGAUCUUUGGGUCAAACAGGUGAAAAUGCUGUUGCAAUAAUCCAGGCGUGAUGAGAUGAAGGCGUGUAAAAUGGUCUCGGUGUCUUUAAAAGUUAACAUAGAAUUUUAGCUAUAUUUCUAAGUUGAUAAAAACAUGAUUGAACAAGCUUUGUGGUGUGCUGCUCGAAAUUUAAAUUACUAUCAAACCAAACACCGAGGUUCUUUGCCACGGGCUUAAUGUGAUUUACUAGCAAACCAGCAGCUGGCAGUAUUUGAUUUGCCAUCUGCUGAGACCCGAUGACCAGGAUUUCUGUUUUGUCUGCGUUCAGCUGGAGGAAAUUAUUUGACAUCCAUUUUUUAACUUCACAAAGGCAGUUGUUACGUGAACUCAGCAUUCCAGGGUCUGUGGAUCUGACGGGCAAGUAUAUUUGCGUGUCAUCAGCAUAAAUAUGAAAAGAAAUGCCAUGUUUAUGGAUAAUAUGUCCAAGGGGAAGCAGAUACAAGGACAACAAAAUGGGUCCUAAGACCGACCCCUGAGGCACACCAUAUUUAACUGGACAGAACGAGGAGACAUAGUUGUUUACAGACAUGCAAAACUUCCUUCUUGACAGGUAGGAUGAAAACCAUUCUAGGCAGCACCAGAGAUUCCCCCCCCGCCCCCCCCUCCCCCGCCCCCCAGUCUGUGUCCAGGGGUACACAGAUUGGACAAACACACACACACACACACACACACACACACACACACACAGAGGAUUCAUUCACCUUUAAUCCCUGGAAUUAGUUUAAUGUGUUGAUGAUAAUGUUUUAUUUUGUCAUUCAGAGACAGAGAAAAGACAAACCAGACGUAGAAGGAGACUUUGAGAUGCUUUGAUAUUUGAUUUAAUAUUAAUAUAAGAAUUGAUCUUUGAUAGAGAACAGGUUCCAAACUACUUUCAAAUUAUGCUAUUCAGAUUUAGUUUAUAAAUGCAAUUAUUUAAGUUAAACAAUUAAAAUAUCUAUAUUUAAA